AGAAACAGAGCUCCGCGUCUUCGAGCCUGAAUUUAGUUCAACGUGGAAACUUUGACGUUAAAAACGACAAACUAGAGACGUUUGUGUUUGUUGCUGCUCCACGUGAAUUCAACAGGAUCAUGAGCGACCCAGAGGAACACGUGGAAACACGCACACCGACGGCUGGAAAACUGACGCCAGGAGGAGACACAGCUGAGAUGUGCUUACAAGAAGUGACAAGGCCCUCCACCCCCCCGGAGGUACGGAAAUUUCGCAUGCCACCAGAACCGGGAGCUGUCAGAGUGCACCCGGGCAAGGCAGAUGAUCCAGAUGUUGCCAGCACGCUCGUUCAUGGCAUGAGGAACAUCCCAUGUCCUACUGUCAGAAGCUUGAUAAAUCCUCCCCCGAAGACUGUGUUCCAAAAUAAGCUGCAAGAGCUCAGUGAAGCAGAUACUCUGGGCUCAGGUGAUCAGCAGAUUGGACUUCCCACCGUGUGUAAUGACAAAACUCCCUUCGGGGAUAAAACAGUUUGGGAUCAUGAUAUGUGGGAUAUUAUUAACCCUAAAAAAACAGCUGAGCAGCUGAAGAAGGACGCUCAGGCGGGGCAUGAAAAUUAUGUCCGCACCCACAAUGCCUAUUUUCCCGGCGAGCAGAUUGACAGGAAGUACGACUGGACUCAGGACGGUAAAGACAGCAGGUUCGGGAAGGCCACGCCUCAUUUUAACGACGGACGUACUACUGGCAAAACUCUCUGCUGGUUCGGGGAGUCGCGCAAGUUUUACAAUCCAAAGACUGUUUGGACAAGAUCUGGGGACAAGGACAGGAUGCAGCAAAAAUCUGACAACGCUAACAAGAUGAGAAGAAAUCCCUUGAAUUUUUCCCCAGAUCACAUCUUUGGUCUGCCAAAGCCGCUGGAUGAAUUCGGUGCUGGAGAAGUUAUCCACUCCGCGGAGCCAGGGCAGUACGUGAGGGUUCCAGACCAGCAGCACAGCCUGGUCAGCGCAGUGCGAAUCCAUCUCAAGAGGGUCAACUUCCAGAACUUUCCCUCCCUGCUACAGGCGUUCAGACAUUAUGACAAGAACGGAAAGGGGAUGAUCAACAGAGACGACCUACUGGCAGUUUGCCGUCAGUUCCAUCUGGAUGUUGGUGAGUCGGUCGUGGAUGACCUGAUUGAUUACUGUGACACAGACAAGGAGAGACACAUAAACUUCCUGGAGUUCGCUAACUUCCUCAACUGGAAGGACAGGAUGCCAAUCAACGCUCGGGACCGAUACAUCAUGACGAAUGCACCUGAGACCAGCACAGCUCCAGCCGACAUAGACAAGAUGUCUUUGUCCCAACCAGAACAGCUUCCUGCCGCUCAGGCCUUGAUUGAUCCUGAAGACAUGGAGCCUGUAGCGCCAGGCAGCUCAAAGACGACCGUUAGGACCCUGAGGCGACUCCGAGAGGCCCCCGACCACUUCCUCACCUCCGCUUCCUUCAUCGGGGCGGACAGGGACCGUCCUCUCACAUCAAACAGUCGCACAUAUGGGAUCCCGUCUGUGCGCGCCGACCUUCCAGCUCCGCGCGUCACCAGAGUCACCGACACCAUCAACUAUGGUGACAAACCCUCGGUGGCAGAUCUCCUGAAUCCGUCGGUUCCCGCCCUCCAAGGUGUUUACAAGGAACACUUCUUCUGUCCUCGCACCAAGGAGGAGAUCGCAGAGAUCUUCAGGAAUGUGGGCGUGGAGAUCUCGGAGGAAACCUUCGAGGAGGCCUGGACCCUGGCGUCCAUGAGGCAGCCGGACGGGGAGGUUUGUGUCCAGGUUUUCAGCAACGUCCUCAAGGAAAUACAAGCCAUGUGAUUCUGAGGAUUGUUUUUUUACAAGUACAAUGCUUCCCCACCGCGGUCGAUAUUUAACUCUAAAUAGAUUUUCUCUCCUUUGUUGUAAAACUUUGAUGCUAAGUUUUUUUUUUAACAUGAUAAAGAAACACUGACUUUUCUUUCUUUCAGUGGUCAUAGGCAAAUCAAAUCAAAUAAAAAUAACUGAACCAUAAGGUGUACAGCAAAAGCAGAAUAUUUGUUUCACAGCACAAAAAAAUGUUAAAAUCUUAGUAAAAUAUCAGUAACUUCAUUGCAAGAAGUAAUUAAAGAGCCAGAACGACAUGUAAAUUGCUUAAUCUUUAACAAUGGGACACAUUGAUGCGUUUAUAUGAACACGUGCAUCACCCGCUUGAUAUCAAAAUGAAUAGUACUCAGCUUGAGCUUUGAUUUCUUGAGAGUGAUCCACUCUUACAUUAAUCAACUCAUUAAUGAAAUCCAGAGAAACUAAACUUUACAUUUGAAACUUUUCUUCCUGUGGGGUUGCUUUGAUCCGGCAGAAUCAGCUGAAUCAAAUAAACACUAAGAACUGUGUUUUGUGCACUGGAACAAUUUUAUUUUAUUUUUAUCACACCUGCGUCCAGUAGAAAAUUGAUGGUUUGAUACUUUAUCAUGAUUCUGGUUCUGAAUCCACUGGAACGACAAACAGAGGAAAGCAGCACUGAGUAGAACUUCUUUUUAAAAAAUGAAACAUUUUUAAUGGCUACCAUCAGACUAAUGUGUCUUGUCAUAUGAGCCUUUAUCUGAGCUUCCUCUCGACCUAUUUCUUGGAUUAUGUUUUUUUUUUGGAGCGCUGCCUUUUCCUUUUUAUUUUACGAAUUCUGCUGGAAGCCACGCAGCAGUUUCUGGCAGAGCACCCAUUAAAAAAAAAGAAGGUUAUGUGAAAAGACACUGCACCUGUUAUGCAUUUUUCAAUAUGUUGCGUUAUAUCUUACACCAUCAAGUUGGUUUGUAUGUGAUACGGUGGAGAAGUGAGCUGCACCUUUAAAACUUUGAGGUGAAGUGUUCUCGUCGUCUGUCUGGUGUGUGGAUCAGGUUUACUCUGUCGAUACAAAACAAAAACUCAGCGUUGUCAUGUAUUCAAUUAGUGUUUUCUGUUUUAUGCUCAUAAUUUAGUUUAAUGAAUAUUUACAGUGACAUUAAAGUGAAACCAAAGCCUCUUGAUUGUCCCCUGGUGGUUGGUGACAAACCCCACCUCCUCCAUGUUAGCUGAUGGGACCAAGCUAAUUCUCAAGAGAUAAACAUGUCAGUGAACAAAAUAAGUUUUUUCCUUCCACGCCCCAUGUCUUGUUUAUGUGAAAAUUAAUUUCGCCAUUGAAAUGAAAGAUACAGUUCCAUGAGCUUAUUUGUUGUGUCAACACUUCAGCUUCUUUGUGUUGAGAAAUCUUUUGUCGUUACGCCUAAGCUCUUGUGAAACAGUGUUAAAUCUUUAAUUGAUUGCGUUGGACUUGAUAAUAACAGCCUGUGAGACCGUUGCGGUUCUCUGCACCUUCAUCAUUUGUUCUGAGUAUUAGGUUUGAUUUUUUUUUUAAAGCAUAUUUAUCUUGUAAUUCUAUUAAUCAACCUUUAAAUUAGUCUGACAGAGAUGAUACAAUUAAUUUAUGCGUCCUUGGAGCUGAGAUGCGUGCAGACUAAAGAAGAUACGAGGAAUUGCUGGUAAUCUGUUUCGCUAACCAGAUUAAUGAAACAUGUUGGCACGCGGCCUCGACCGAUCCACGUGUCAGAACAUUACAAAACAGCAAAAUAACUAAUAAAACAACAUUAGCAUUUGUACAUUCA
This is a messenger RNA of Hippoglossus stenolepis (Pacific halibut), 3619 nucleotides long. RefSeq names its product EF-hand domain family, member B (gene efhb). The transcript is spliced from 13 exons. Lineage: Eukaryota; Metazoa; Chordata; Actinopteri; Pleuronectiformes; Pleuronectidae. Gene Ontology annotation, molecular function: calcium ion binding. The coding region runs from base 120 to 1823 and encodes 567 amino acids. The record is from RefSeq and is a predicted model, not a curated record.